Messenger RNA from Aspergillus ochraceoroseus IBT 24754, 2167 nucleotides. RefSeq lists its product as uncharacterized. Lineage: Eukaryota; Fungi; Ascomycota; Eurotiomycetes; Eurotiales; Aspergillaceae. Gene Ontology annotation, biological process: carbohydrate metabolic process. The record is from RefSeq and is a predicted model, not a curated record. The transcript has 2 exons. Bases 1 to 1968 code for a protein of 655 amino acids.
AUGUGGUUCAUUUCUUUCGUCUCUAGCUUGCUACUACUGUUCUUUCCUGUUAUAGGGGCUACUGGGAAUGGCGAGAAAAUCAACCGCCAACGCGUUGUCCAUAAUUUCAACCCUGUUCGCACCAACCUGUCGAGUACAACGCCCAUCCAGGUUGGCAACGGAAACUUUGCCUUUGGGGCUGAUAUCACUGGUCUUCAAACUAUUCUUCCUUAUAAUAUUCUCUCUUCAUGGUGUUGGUGUAAUGACUCUCUCCCUAAAGUUCCAGGGCAGGAAAAUCCAUCCGGCUUUACUGGUCUGGACUGGUGGACCCAAGGGAGAUUAGUCAAUUAUGAUAUGCCAAACCCUGCUGAGGACGUUAUCUCUACCUGGCUGAGAGCAAACCCGCAUCGCGUCAACCUAGGAAGGAUUGGCUUUCUCUACGACAGAGAGAACAUCUCACUGGCGGAUUUAUCAGAGAUGUCGCAAACCCUAGAUCUCUACAAUGGGAUUCUAAGCUCGGAAUUCGUUAUUGGUGCUGAAAAGGUCGUCGUACAAACUAUAAGCAGCCCAAACACAGAUACAUUGGCUGUUCAGGUUGAUUCAGAGCUUCUACGUAGUGGCAAGCUUAGUGUUUUCUUCGAUUAUCCUCUGACAACUGGCGCGUCGUCAUUUGAGGCCCCGUUUGUAGGCAACUGGGAUGCCGUGUCUAAUCACACAACAAAGAUGUCAUCUCCAAAGCCUGGGCAUGCAGUUAUUGAACAUAAUCUCGGGGGAACUACUUACUACAAUAUCAUUUCAUGGUUUUCAGGUGGACACCUCACAGGCCCCAUAACAGGCACUCACCGAUAUGUUCUCCAGCCUUCCCGGAAAAAUACAAUUUCGUUCAUCUCCACAUAUUCUCCAGACCAAGUGCAUGAAUAUGGGUCGUUCGUGGACCUCACAGUGACUCAAGACGCGGAUGCUAAGGAGCUCCAGCGACGAACUAUCCUUUCACAAUAUCUGCUAGCCGUGAACUCUGCUGGCAAUGAUCCUCCUCAGGAGUCUGGUCUUCAGAACAAUGGCUGGUACGGUAAGUUCCACAUGGAAAUGGUCUUCUGGCAUUUAGGCCACUGGGCCAGGCGGGGGAAAUGGGAUCUUCUCAACCGCAGCUUGGGGGUCUAUAGCCAUUUCCUUCCAUCCUCAAUUGAACGUGCUCAGGAGCAAGGGUAUAAGGGUGCACGUCUCGGCAAGAUAAGCGACCCGUCUGGACGUUCAGCACCUGGAGAGAUCAACGCCUUGCUUAUCUGGCAGCAGCCGCAUGCAAGGUAUUUCGCUGAGCUCGAGUACCGCUCCUUUCCCACCAUGAAGACACUCAAGAAGUGGGAUUAUAUCCUCACAGAGCUCGCUGAGUUUAUGGUUUCGUAUGUGUGGUGGAGCACAUCAACCAAUGUCUACGAUCUAGGGCCUCCUCUCUACCCCUCGUCUGAGAAUACCAAUCCUAACACUACGUAUAAUCCAACUUUUGAGCUAGCAUAUUGGCGUUUGGGUUUGAAGAUUGCAUCCACGUGGAAACUACGGCAAAAUGAGCCUGUUCCCACUGAAUGGACGCACGUGCAUGAAAAUCUAGCUGCUCUCCCCACCACUGACGGAGCCUACGCUAUCAGCGCAAACCUUCCAGAUAUGUGGACUACCUAUGACUAUAUUUCAGAUCACCCUAGUCAAAUUGCAGUCUAUGGUUUGCUGCCCCCAACACCAGGCGUCAAUAUUACUGCUGUCGGCGCAACGAUGGAAAAGAUUUCGCAGGUGUGGAAUCUGACCAACCCUGUCUUUCAGUUUGAUGACGUAGGGAACCCUCUUGGUGGAACACGAGUGCCAACACCGUAUUUUCCUGCUUCAUCUUCCAUGAUGCUAGCGAUUGCAAUGAUGGCUGGCGGAUGGGAUGGAAGCGAGGGGCCUCAUUUCCCUGCUGGGUGGAAUGUUAAGGUAGAAGGGUUUGUACCAGGUCUUUAAGUCAAGAUUAUUCGGAUUCAUUUGCUCUAGUGUAGCCACAGACUACACGCACUUGCAGAUUUGCUAUCAAGAAGCUAUGUGUGUGGGUCAUCGUUCUCCAUGUUAAAUAUUGACUAUUGUUUUAAAAUAUCUAUAGUUGGUUUCUUUCUCUGUUCCUUGAGUUUGGAGAGAGAGAGAGAGGUACAUCCGUUGAUGCUAG